Porites evermanni is the source of this 9824-nucleotide messenger RNA. NCBI's taxonomy places the organism in Eukaryota, Metazoa, Cnidaria, Anthozoa, Scleractinia, Poritidae. The record is from the annotation of a GenBank genome assembly.
AUGUGGCGAGUUGUUUCCCAGUACGUUUCGUCAAUGCCUGAUGUAUUUGUUCAGGCUAAGCUUGAGUUUGUCAAGACUGUGGCUGGGGCGCGAGAAUAUCAAAGAUGGUCUGCUUGUAUUGAGCAAAUGAUGACACCAAUGGACAUGACUCUGGGGAGGAUGUAUGUUGAUGCACAUUUUGACGAAGCAACUAAAACAACGGUAAAGUGACUCCUUUGAUUUAACGAGUUUUGAGUGUAAAGCAGCCGUAUUUUGGGGCUGAUCAUAGGAAAGUUUGGAAACGGAGUGUGAGACUGGGGAGAGAUGGACGAGUGAGGAAACGCACGGAAAUUCAGUUAUGGCGGUUCUCGGUCCAUGCGUGCGGCGAUUAGGGGAGAAAAAAACCAUUCUGAUUCGAUUUAAGGUGUUUCGAUAGAGUUUUUUGGAGACCAUACAGAUAUUUUUCAAUCGCCUUUAAAGUGAUUUUAGUCCAGUCCAAUCGCAAUAAAAUUUUCACCACCAACUGAUCUUCGAUUGAGGUUUGUCAAAAUGUAGUUUUAUGUGGUAACGCGCCGGCAACGAUAAACAAAAAUCUUUGAAAUCAGAUAAAGACGAAUUUCGGUAAAUCUAGACCUGCCAUCUUUGAGUUUUUAGUUUUCCCACGUGUCAGGUGGAAGUACUAGUCUCUAAAGCAAAACAAAAAUGAUAAAGAGGUCUUAAAUUAUAAGUCGAAAGGUGCACAAUAUAAAAAGUCCUGGACAAAAUAGAUAAUGAAGAAUUGACAACUACUUUUACCAGGGGACACAGGCAUCAUGCACUUGAUUUGAGUUUAUAUAUUGUUUUCUUAGCGUUGUUUUUGUUUUGUUUCUUUUAUUUCCGUCACUGAUCAGGUGUAGUUGCUUUGACACUUGCUUCUGUUGGCAUCUGAUGUUGUUAAAAAAUCUUUCUUUUGUUUCAGGUACAGGAAAUGACGACUCUUAUUCGCAAGGCCUUUAUCAGUAACCUCGAUUCAGCGGAUUGGAUGGAUACAGAAACAAAAGAGGCUGCCAAAGAAAAGGUGCAGUUUAAAAUGGCACAGAAGAAAUUUGCCUGAAUUUCAGUGAUGUUGCCUCAGAAUGCUGGAAACCUCAUUUCUGAGGAUUUAAAUUUCGAAAUUUUAUGAGUGUGCUUCCCAAUCCCUUGGAUACUUCUGCUCUAACUGGUCGUUCAUUUUUUAACUUGUUACUAAAGAUCUUAUUUUUAACAUAAAGCUUGCCUUGAAGAGAAUAUAUUUAGCAUAUAUAUUGAACAUAUGAAACCACGCAGGUAACUGUCUCUAUUGGCAGGGUACAAACCAGAAAAUAAAUUCUGUAACUCGGAGUAGUUCAGUUAUUUAACAAUUAAUGAAUGAGGCUGAGUAUCUUAUAAAGAAUAGACCUUGUCACGGUUUUCGACGCCAUCUUGACAAGUAGGCAAACGCGUGAGAAAUUAAAGUGAUUGUAUGAGAAUCUAAUGUCGAAUAAUUUCCGUAGAACGGCUGUUCUGAAAAAAAUAUGACUUGUAAACUAAAGCUUCACUUCUAAAGAUUCUCCUGAAAAAAAUUGAGGGCGUUACAUUCACUUGAAGACCCAGAACCACUUUGUUAAAUUUUCUAUACAUUUGUCUGUAAGAAAGUCCCGGGAAAAUUACAGACAAAUAUAUGGAAAAUCUAAAGCAAGCCUCGGGAGAAAUUUAAGCACAGGUACAUCCCCAAAAUUUUUCAGGACAAUCCUUUGCACUGUAGCUUUAGUUUACAAUUGAUAUUUUUUUCAGAACAGCCGUUUUACGGUAAUUAUCCGACAUUAGAUUCUCAUACAAACAAUGUAAUUUCUCACGCGUUUGCCUACUCGUCAAGAUGGCGUCGAAAACCGUGACAAGGUCUAUUAUGGAGAUCGAGGAGGGUGUUAUCCGUCGAGGCCGUAGGCCGAGACGAAUAACACCCUCCGAGAUCUCUAUAAUUCUUCAUAUGAUACGAAAGCCGUUUUAUUAUUCAUUCAAAAUAAUUCCUAGUUUAAAAACAUAGCUAAAACAAGCUUACCUGCAUCGAUGCAAAGUGUCACUUCACCGAAGAUACACUUAACGUUUAGGUUUGUCCAGCUCCGCAAAUAUUCUCCAAAUAGCAGAUGUCGCCCUCCGAAUUGUCUUCUUGCUGUUUUUGUUAUGUUUUUAGCCAUUAUUUCGCCUAGUUCCAGCUGUAGUUCUUACUCUUGAAACGAGUGGAGUGUCUGCCAUUUUAGUUUUUACAACGAAAACAACUCAAUCUCGUCCCCAGGUCUUCUCGGUUAAAGGUGCAUUAACCUGUAGAAGGCUGCAUUUCUUCCAAAUUUGGUCAUCAGUAACCGGUUAUGGUGAAUUAUGCGUGUGCUUUUAGCCAAUCAGAAUUGGGGAAAUAUUUUGAAUGAAUAAUAAUGCUUAUUAAUUAAUUGUUAAGUUCAGAGUCGCCAACUUUUGAGAUCUGGACCCUGACCAGAAAGUUUUACUAAAAUAAUGGCACUAACACGUAAUAACAUAAUAACAUGCCAUCAUUUCAGGCCAAUGCUAUAAAAGAGGAUGUGGGAUACCCACUAUACAUAAAAGACGACUGGAAACUUGACCAACAUUACUCCAUGGUAAUGUAGAUUUAUCGUAAUUUAGGCGAAACAUUUUCCCUUAAUUAAAAUGACCUUUUGUUCUGCCUGUUGCCUGUUUACAAACAAUAACUACGUAGUUGUGUCUGCACUGAGAAGUCGUGCCGUUUAGUGGCAUUGAUUAGGCAAAAUAUCAGGGUUUAUUAGGUAGAAGGAAAACGCCGUCUUUUCAAAUCUCUUUUUCCCUAAUAGGCCCUAAGAAGGCAGGGGCAACAGGGGGCGAAACCAGCAAUGCAACAUGGGGCAGUUUGUUUUUGCUCCUUUUGCCUCGCCCGCUUAUUUUCAUUUUUUUUUUGGUCUACAAGAGCAACAGAAAUUAGUCCACCUAUCACGUGGCUAGUCUCUGAGGAAAUCAAAUCAUGUCAUUGCUUAUUAUCUCGUCUAGAUUUAUACAUUUAUUUUGUUUUGUUGUGUUUUCCAAAAUCACCAGCUGACAAUCGAUGACAAUUAUUUUGAAAACACAGUGGCAAUGAACAAGAUGUUGGUCCAAAAAAACUUUGGAAUGCUUCGUCACCCAGUCAACAAGGAUUUGUAAGUAAUAUAAUGCCGCUUGUCAGCCCAUUUCAGCCAAAGAAGGCUGAAGUUUGAUUGAGGAUGUGCAUCAUUUGAUAUUCCAGAGUUCACCAGUAUAUCCGUAAAAUAGGACCUUCAGGAGAAACAGCAACUAUAAGUCAUUCAGCUACCUUUAACAUGUUGUUUCAUAUUAGUCAGUAAUCAUAUUCCCCAACAUUCUGAUUCAGGCACUUAAUUUACAACAACAAAAGUAACUGCUUUCCCUUUAGAAUCCGCUUCUCUACUUAAAUAUAAGCCACACUACGAGUAACAACUCGUACAAAAUUAUAAGUCAUAAAAUUUCAAAGUCUGGUUAGAAUUUGUUUUCUAAACUAUCAAUUACCAACAUUUCGAUUCUGAAUUUUAAAACAAGUUAUAUACAUAAAUCUGCUCUUCUAGGUGGGGAAUGGGCCCUGCACAAAUCAAUGGAUAUUACAAUCCACAGCAAAAUCGAAUAGGUAUGUGGGAGUUCCCAUUUCGUGGCAGGCAUGUUGUAGUUGAGGUUGGUUAGAAUAAAAAUCCGUCAAAAUUUUACUUUAGCUUCUACUUUGUUUUAAUGAAAACGAAAACCAAAAAUAAACAAGAAACAAAACAGUAGAAGACAAACGUAUAGAGGCCAUCCGGAAUGCACAAUAUCAGAAAGAUUUAACAUUGCUCUAGAGAUUCGGUCUAGAACUCGGAGCGGGUCGUGAGUUCAAAGCUCACUUGGACUUCGGGAUUUUUUUUGAGCUUUCUCGUGUUUAAUUUCUCCUUCUUCCAAAUUGAAAUACAGCAUAGUUGACUGAUAUUUACGCACGACCACAAGUCUUGUUAUGAUCUGAAUAACAGCUUAGUCGCACCAAUCCGCAACCCUGUUUAAUUUUGUACUCAUUUGUCUUUUUUUUUCCAUAGUAUUUUUGGCGGGAAUCUUGCAAUCACCUUUUUACAAGAAAAAUGCCCCAAAGUAAGUGAUACGAAGUCGACUUCGUGACAUUUUGUGGCUGUAAAACUGUUUGUAAACCACAGAGCUCGAGGCGAGAUAAAUGUCUGGCCAGAGAGAUUUUUUUUAUUAUUAUUUGAUAAAAAUUGCACAAAAAAGGUAACCACGGAGCAGCAAAUCUAGCUCAAAUGGUCGUUGACACACACAACUUUCUGACUGAAACCCUGACCUGCCCUUCCUAAAUGGAGGAUAACGGCACGGAGGGUCUCCGUUAUAUUGGGGUUAUUCUUUACAUCUGAGGUUUUAAGUGCAUCAUAAUGUUAUGAAACAAAUUACAUACUACUUUCUUUCGCCAGGUAUCUCAACUAUGGUUCACUGGCAAUGGUCAUUGGACAUGAAAUUACCCACGGAUUCGACAAUAGAGGUAUUUUUUCAGUUAAAGAGUCUGCAGGCAUGAACGUUUUCAGACGACACGAAACUGAAUACAUCAAACUUAAUGAACAUGAGACUUACACGUUACGAAUUGCUAGGAAGAUCCUGGAACAAACAAGGUCAAUUUCUGUUGAAAAAGGAGAAAAUAGGCUUUAAAAAAGUCAAGAACAGACCACACUGUUUUAUACUUCAUAUAGUCAAGAUUUAAACAUAGUAAUGUCUUUCUCUUUUCUGUAAGUUCAGACGAUAUGGGAAAAUUGUGAUGUGUUCGUUUUUAUUACUGAGUAACAUCGAUUUUCACAGCUUAAUUCUAAGUUUCUUGGUAAGAUUUCGAGCGCAUGACAGAGGGAAAAAUGCUGGCGCCGUCAUUGCAUCUUUCACAUCGUCCAUGACUACUCUUAUAGACAAUAGUCUCGACCAAUGAGCCUGCGACAAUUUCUACACCAGUUUUUUUUUUAUGUAUACCAAGCUGUUUCGUAUAUCCUUAUCUCUGCUCUUUGUAGGUCGUCUUUUUGAUAAAAAUGGGAAUUUUAAGGAUUGGUGGUCUUACGAAUCGGAGUUUAAUUUCAAAGAUAGGAGCCAAUGUCUUGUUGAUCAGUACAGCAACUACGAGGUGUUUGGAAAAUACGUAAGUAUAUAGCGCAAUAACUUUAGGGGCAAGGAUUUUCUAAUUGAAGUCUCCUGUGUCGUAAAAAUCGUAAAAUUAAUCCCAAAUAAACCAUUGUAAUAAAGCCAAAAAAAAAAACUUUUGGCUAAGAUACUAGCUAGUACUAGAAGUGCUAGCUCUUUCCAAAAAUACGAUGUUAUUACACCCCAAAAGUCUGUAGCCUGGUUAAGAAGGCAUCCCGGGGACGAAGUGGAAAAAAUACGGUACGUCGCAGGUACGGGGUUGAAGAGGAGCCGAAUUGCAACAGUUUGUACGAAACGUACUGUCUUACUAUUAUAGGGUUCCAAACAGUUAAAAUUAUGAACAUUUUUAUGAUAAUUUUACAUUGUACUUAUUACAUUAUUGAUUAUUCUUUACGCAGAUAGACGGUCAACAGACGUUGGGUGAAAACAUCGCUGACAACGGAGGGAUAAAACUAGCAUACGAAGUAAGUUGGCAUAUGAACAAAGAUGGAAGUGUUUUUCAACUUAAGCAUUUGUUGCUUUACCGUUUUUUAAAGAUCAUUCUCAGUAUAGAGUCAUGUGGCUGUGUUACGAUUCUCUGCUAUUUUAUUGCAUUGUUUUACACUUGCAAUGCAUUCUAUCAGUUGCCAUGGUACUGUGGAAAAAUGUAUGGAAAUUUGUGUUUUUAGAAUAACGAGCAUCAACAGAGACUGAGAUAUUCUUACAGGUUAUUGUAGCGUGCUAGUUUCUUACCUUUUUGUUUGUUUGUUGUUACAUUUGGCCAGAAAGAAUUGAUUCAGUCGCAGAACUACACUAUGCAACCGUAUUAUUGAUAGAUAAGGCCAUGACUCUUGAACCUCAUGGCCUAAACCGCCUUGACGAAUUAUUGUAAUCCAUAUACUUAGUAUUUUUCUUUUCCAGUUUUUAUGUUGUACGUCAUUUUCGCCUCUCCUUUUAUUGCGACAUUCUCCAUCUAUAUAAUAUUGUGAUUGCUACAUAAGUACAGUAACAUCUGUAAACCUGAAGAAGGCCGGUAUGGCCAGCCGAAAUAUUGUUAUAAAAAACAAUACACGUUGUUUUAAAUCAGCUUUGCGGUAGUCUUUGGACUUCUCGUUCUUGGUUCUUUAUAUUUUGGCUGAUUUGAUCUCUUUCCUAGAGAUCCAACGUUUACAACUAGCAGGAUCUUCGUCCAAGGUUUUGCAGUUAAUUUAAUCCUUUAUUAUUAUUGCAAGAGCCGAUUACCCGAUUGGGGUCAAUCACUCGAAGAGCUUGUAUGAGAGAUGAAGGCUCUUGGUAAUCAGCUCCUAACAAGAGCCAUAAUGUGACCCAUUAUGGCUCUUGGCUCCUAAUUAUUGAUAUUAAUCUUGAUUUCUCUGUCAAAUUCCCUUGUGCUUCAGGCAUACCAGUCCUGGGUGAAGGCCAAUGGAAGGGAGAAUCCUUUACCCGAUCUUUCAAUGAGUGUGGAUCAACUUUUUUUUAUCGGAUUUGCAACGGUAUGUUUUAAUACUCGGGCGUUCUUUCCACCGUCGCCGUUGCCCGUCGUGGUUGCUUAGGGAAGGACCAUAAGGAAAGUGAACGGGGUGGGGAGUCCUGCUUCAGCGUGGAAAUUUUUUUGGCUCGCUAUGUGUGCAUGUUUAUUUUCUGCCUGUCUCAGCUGUGUGCAUUUUUUUCUCGUAUAAUUUUUCAUGUAGAUUUUUUCUUUUUGUUUUUUUUCCCAAUCCCGCUCUCUUCACUUCUCUAUUUGUCUCUAUUUUUUUAUUAGCCCCCUUUCAACACCUUGAUUCUUGAAAAAACGCUACCACGACUUGUUUGUUCAAACCCUGGGCUUAUACAUCGUCGUAAGGGGUUUUAAGAGGGCUAAUAAAAGGAAGGGCGUAUAACCGGAAUAGAAAAAGUGCUUUGAAACAAGCUAUAACGGUGCUGAUCAAAAUACGUUUUUAAUUUACUGAUAGCCUGGGACCAUGCUCCGCAUUGGGAGAAAAAGGAGAAAAAUAUUGGUGUGCCCGAUAGUCUGGGAAGGCCCGUUCCCCCUUUUGCCCCACUGCCGAGCAACUGCUGAGCCUGGUUCCAGGCUAAUUUACUGAUUUUUAAUUAAGCUUCAAUACUAUACUUCAUAAUUAAUCGAAUUCAUAUCAGUACAUUUUUAAUAAGAGGGAAUUUAUACCCAGGGGGCUUAAAAUCGGAUUGUUGAAAGAGCUGUUUAAUUUUCUCGUCGCUAUAGCACUUGCAACAUUAUUACAUGAGAAAAAGGCUGUUGUGUGCCGGUAUGUGAAGUUAAGUGUUGGGAUUUUCAGUUCUACACUAAUGAAGUCUGAUUUCUGCAUCAAAACAUUUUUGUAUACCUAAAAGUCGUAGUAUUUCUCAUGGCAAAUCCCUAGAAUAAAAACUCUCUUCAUAAUGGACCUCGUUCGAGAUAAGAAAUGAUCUUUUACAUAAGCUUAAGUAUUAACUAAAUAUCUGAUAUUUCUCCAAACGCGGAACGGGGACUAGAAAACAAGCUAAAACACGAGCAAAGCCUAUUCUCAGCCGGCUAAUUAUAACCAGACGAACAGAGUAAAUUACGUGGUUCUUUAAGCUUACCUUUUCCCCCUGUUUAUGAGCUAUGGUUUCAUCUGUUGUGGCCGGACCAAAACACUGAUUUUGUAGCGUAUGUCGUUGCAGCGUUGGGUAAAGCUUUAGCUUUCCAGAAGAUACAAUCAUCACUGACUUAAUUUUUGAACUUGUCAAAAUUAAAACGCCCUGUAAAGCAAAAGUAUUUCUGGAGAAGUUGUAAAUGGCGACUUUUCUUUUGACUGCAAAUGUCUCUCGGCUGAGAAUCAACUGAGCAGCAUAAAAUAUUCAAAAUUCCCGCGCAGGAGCAGGCGGGAGGCAUGACCGCUGAUGAAUGACGUCACAUGUAAAUAUUGACGUCAGAAUUUUGGCUGCUUUUCCCUGGUAAUGAUUGUAGGCUAUGCAAUUUUGCAAAUUACUAGCCGCUCAUUUUUUUAUGAAGUAAGGCAAAGGGGAAGGUGGAAUACGUACGGAGAGAAAUACCAAGCGAGAGAGGCUCCGUAGGGCGGGUAGGAGAGAACCCUUGGAAAGUGGUUGAGGAGGACAGGCUAAAAAAAAUAUGGUGUGUAAAGUAAGGUUUAAUAAAUAAAUAAUAAUAAUCUUUUAUUAGGAAACUUUCGUCAGAUCAGUGGUUUACAGAAAGACCACGAAUGUAAUAAAGCCCACCAAUGCAAUGAAAACCAUAUUAGCUCGAAAGAGCGCUCUCUCGAAUAAGUACCCCCCUCAAAUAUGGGCUGUACAGAAAAAUUAAAUUUUCCCGAGGAGGUAUAUACUAGAUGCCUCCUAAUCUAUUGUGUAAACCCAAUAGCAGCCCUAUCUUAAGGGGAGAGAGAGGGGGGGGGGGGGGAACAAAAAUUUGGGACAAAAAAGGAGGACCGAAAAAAAAAAAAAUUAAAAAAAAAAAAAGGGGGUAGAAAAAUAAGAAGAAAAAACAAAAAGAACUUAACAAAAAUUACCCAAUAUUUAUUAUUGUACCCCCAUNAAGCGCAAAGCAUAGUUUAUAAAGAAUGCAGUGGUUUUGGGCGUGUCUCACAAAAAUAACCUAUUGAAUGAAGACGCAUCAAGUCUCUGUAAAAUAGCUUCACACUGCAGCGUGUGCAGAACAAAGCAAAAUUAAACUAUGAAAACAAAUCCGCGUCGACAUCCACAAUAUGUUUUUCUAUUUUAUUUUAGACACAGUGUAGUGUUUACAAGAAGAAAGCGGCUCUCUACCAAUUGAAGAGGGAUGUUCACUCGUAUCCUAAAUACAGGUUAAUAUUCUUCGCCAUGCUUCGUAAUUCUAGACACUUGAUACUUAUUUAGACCCUAUAUAGCUAUUUUCGAAUAUACGUGCCUGAAACGUUUAUAAAAUCUAGUUAACAGUGCCCUUUUGAUCAGACAUUAAGUGAAAUAAUAUCAUCAGCAGUAUGAAUACAUCGGAUUUAUAGAGGAUAUUACACGGCGGCACGAAGAUAUGAAUUUUAUUUUCGAGUGGCAAAACAAUAUUUUACGAACGAGCGCAGCGAGUGGGUAAUUUAUUAUUUUUGCCACGAGAAAAUAAAAUUCAUGUCUUCAAGCCGUUGUGUAAUGUUCUUUUUAUUAUAUAGACAAAAAGACAUCGAUAAAAUAAUAGAGGGAAAUUACCGAAAUUACGUCAUCGAUAAACUCACGUGUGAGAUUAUGGAAAAUAAACCACUCGGGUCCCGGAUGUAGUUUUUAUGAAUUUUACGAGUGGUAUAUUUUCCAGUAAAACACUCAAGUCUAUAUAAUAAAACAUGAUCCGUAACAGUUUAGGCAAAAAAGGGUAUUGCGCAGACCACCCUUAUAAUGAGCUUUGUUGGUUUAUGUGAAGGCCGACAAGACAAGUAAAACGGUCCUACACCGAAUACUGCAACCACCCUUCCAAAAAAAUGUACUCUUAGCACUGAUUUCUAUUGGCUUUUCAUAUUCCUGCACUAGUCUGUAUAUAUAUAUUCACAAAACUUCGAGUCGUUUACAAUAACAAAGAAAAACCAUCAAACAUCAAUUAUUAAUACCAUUGUUCUUUUGUUCUUUCCAGAGUCAUUGGCUCGCUAUCCAACUUUAAUAAGUUUGCGAAGGCCUUCAAUUGCCCUAUUGGAAGCAGCAUGAACCCCUUGAAGAAGUGCUCUGUAUGGUGA